AUGGUGUUGUUACCUCGUAAAAGUACCAAUAAAUUACAUGCAAGAGAAAUAGUGUGUGAAGGAUCCAGAUCAGACAUAGAAGGCUACAAAUUUUCAUAUGUACGGUAUAUAUGUGUGACUAUUUGUUGCGUUCUAACGGCUGGACUUCUACGGUUACUGUUUCACUGGUUUCCUCAGUGGAUGCUUUGGUGUACCCACAAAACCUGUAGCCUUAAAGAGGCGGAUAAGGUCAUGAUAAAGGAUAUUUCUGGUAUCCAUAUUCAUAAAGUUCAUUACCCUUCGAAGAAGUCAAGGCCACAGUGUGAUAGUUCAACAACGGAUGCUUUUUUCGAGAACCAGACAAAACACCCGUACAUCAUGCACAAAAAGUUAAAGUAUAUCUGGAACUUUGAGUCCGAAAAAUUUGAGCCAUUAGAAUACUGGGAUAAGCGUCUUUGCCAUGAAGUAUUAAAUGCACAAGCCUUAACUACUGAUCGAAUCGAAACCCGUCGAAGCUUGUAUGGAAUUAAUAAGAUAGAUAUUAGCCUUACACCCAUUAUCAAGCUUGUUUUAAAUGGAUGUCUAACUCCUUUUCACUGCUUUCAAGUAUUCAGUUGCGUCAUAUGGUAUUGCGUCGAAUAUGAAAUAUAUGCGACAUGUAUUGUUGUGUUUUCGGUUGUAUCGCUUAUUUUUCAGGUUUACGAGCUCCGUAAGAAUGAACGCGCUCUAAAGAGAACUGUAUGCGUUUCAUCUAAAGUUGGUGUGUGCAGACGUUAUGACGGAAAGGAUGAUUUCAUGCUUGUCGAUUCAACCGAAUUGGUACCAGGAGAUUUAAUUGCCAUUCCGAGUAGUGGAUGUUUGAUGCAAUGUGAUGCAGUAUUACUGACGGGGAACUGUAUCGUGAAUGAAAGUAGCUUAACAGGUGAAAGUCUUCCGAUUACAAAAAUCCCACUGCCCAAUGGACAAUAUGAAAAUACCACAUUUGAUUUUCGUUCAUGCCCACGACAUAUUCUCUUCAGUGGCACAUCUGUCAUUCAGACACGUGGUGAUAUAAAUAAGCGUGUUUUGGCUGUAGUUAUCCGAACGGGAUUUAUGACCACUAAAGGAGAACUUGUGCGGUCUAUCAUGUUUCCGAAACCUAUGAAAUUUAAAUUUACUCAGGAUGUUUAUCAGUUUUUGGGAGCUCUUUGUGGAGUGGCACUUGUUAGUCUAUGUGUCACUAUUUAUCUCAUGUAUUGGAAUAAGAAGGAGUUGUACUAUAUUAUUUUGAGACCUUUGGACAUAGUAACAAUUGUGAUACCACCUGUUCUGCCAGUGGCGAUGAGUGUUGGAAUCGUUUUCGCUCAACGGCGACUUCGUAAUCACGGUAUUUAUUGUAUAAAUCCAAACGUUAUUAAUGUUUGUGGUGUGAUUAAUCUCACCUGUUUUGAUAAGACUGGUACUCUCACUGAAGAUGGGUUGGAUUUGUGGGGUGUCGUCCCAAACAGAGAUGGAGUUCUUGAAAAGCCUGAAUUCGAACCAUCAAAGUUAGGUUAUGGACCUUUGAUUGAAUGCAUGGCUACUUGUCAUUCACUGACUCGGAUUGAUGGCGUCUUAUCGGGUGACCCCUUGGAUGUGAAAAUGUUCCAGUCUACCAAAUGGGAGUUUAUCGAAGUUACUUCGGAAGAUCAACAUAAUUUUGAUUUAGUUAUAUCGGCAAUAGUACGUCCCAAGGAGGAUGAAUGUGGUGAUACAUUUAAAAAGAUACCAUAUGAGAUCGGUAUAGUACGUCAGUUUCCUUUCAGUUCGUCCGUACAACGGAUGUCUGUGAUAACACGUACUUUAAAUGAAUCUCAAUUUCAUAUAUAUACAAAGGGCGCUCCCGAGACAAUCGAAGUUUUGUGUCGACGUGAUACAAUACCUACUAAUUUCCACUCAAAUUUGUUGGAAUUCACUCGAGAAGGCUUUCGCGUUCUGGCAUUGGCUUGGCGACCUAUCAAGGCAUCAUAUUUACGUAUUAUGCGCAUAUCGCGUGACCGAGUUGAGCAUAAUCUUUUGUUCCUGGGACUACUGGUGAUGGAAAAUCGACUGAAACCUGAGUCUGGUCCGGUUAUUAAAACUCUACGCCAAGCGAAUAUACGACCGGUUAUGGUAACAGGUGAUCAUAUGCUUACCUCUCUUUCUGUGGCACGAGACUGCGAAAUGAUUGAUGAACUAGAUCGAGUUGUCAUCGUGACAGCUCGUCCACCACCUUGUCCUGUUAAUGAUUUUGAUUCAGAUUUGUUAAAUAAAAGUCAACCAAUCCCUGUACCAAAUAUUGGAUUUUUCACCGAAAAGAAUCCAAAGAUCAUUCAGGAUGCUACCAAUAAAGGAAAUAAUAAAAAUUUCUCAGAUGGUCUUAUCAAUUCCCUUGUUCAGUUUCACUAUGCAGAAGACUUAAACAGACGGGUUACUGAAGUCGCGACAACUAACAUUCAACUGAAGCGAAAUCUAACCAAAACUGGCAACAGAGAGACAUCGAAACAGUCAUUUUCCAAGCGAUUGAAAACAAGAUUUAAUUUUGGUCGAUUACAAAGUCCCUCAAAAGCUUUUAUUGGAUCAUUAACAGUAGGUGAUGUGAUGAACAAUAUUGAUUCUAAGGACAUAGAAAACCGUGCAGAUUUCGAGAAAGGUUUGUACAAAAGUUCCGCUGAAAACCGCCAUUUUCUAUCCAUUCAAAUGAUUGAUCGACCUGAUUUUCACCUGGCAGUGUCAGGCAAGACAUGGUCCGUUAUUCAGGAGCACUAUCCUUGGCUGAUACCCAAACUGGUUGUGAAAGGUACAGUGUUUGCUCGCUUUUCUCCAGAACAAAAAGCACAAGUGGUUGAAGCUCUUCAGUCAGUUGGUUAUUUUGUUUCUAUGUGUGGAGAUGGUGCAAAUGAUUGUGGAGCUUUAAAAGUAGCUCAUGCUGGGAUUUCUUUAAGCGAAGCAGAAGCAAGUAUUGCUAGUCCUUUUACAUCAAAGAAACAAAAUAUAAGCUGUGUACCCAUGCUUAUAAGAGAGGGUCGUUGUGCUCUGGUAACAAGCUUCGGAAUGUUCAAAUUUAUGGCUGGUUACUCCCUCAUUCAAUCGUUUUCCAUAAUGUUACUUUUUGUGGUCGGUAGCAAUUUUUCUCAGUGGCAAUACUUACAUUGUGAUUUCGUCAUAAUUACAACGUUAGGUUUAACAUUUGGAUAUACACAUGCUUAUCUACAUCUUUCUGCUGAACCACCUACAAUGAGACUUUUGAGCAUGGUAACAAUGAGUUCAUUAUUUGGUCAAGUGAUAUUUAAUUUUGUUAUUCAGACAGCUGCAUUCAUAUUGAUUCGCCUUCAAUCUUGGUAUAUGCCGUUAUAUUCGUACUCUAAUAUAUCCGAAUAUCGUACCUAUGAAAGUACAUCAGUAUUUAUAGUCUCCACCUACCAAUAUAUAAUUUUGGCCAUUGCCUUUUCAAAAGGAGCACCAUAUCGUAAAUCAAUUUUAACUAAUUAUGCAUUCGUGCUGAAUAUUUUGGUGUGUUUUGCGUUGAGUCUUUACUUGACAACUUAUCCAGCUAAUUGGAUAGUUGAACUUUUACAAUUAGUCCGAAUUCCUUCAAUUUGGUUCAUACUGAUUUUACACUCCAUGGUUUUGGCAAAUUUUAUGGCUAGUUAUAUUGUUGAAUCAAUUGUUGAUGGAGUCUCUUUUCGACGUCGUAUACGUCGCAUUCGUCGAGCACUAUUUCCAAGACGUGUGGAACGCAAAGCUUAUGAGCAAAUUCGAGAAGAAAUUGAGAUGUCAGCUGGCGUUUGGCCUCCCCUAUUAAGAUAUGCCAGUCUACAAGCGUUACCACGGCAUUUGUUUGGAGAUGAUGAUGUAGAUUUGCCUGAUUGUCCUGGAAGUAGACGGUUGUCUUCUGCAGUAUCCAGCGACACAGAUGUGGAUGUUGCUUCUCUUCCAAGUGAAGUAACUGACAGACGACAGCUUCUCUUUAGCAGUACAGACGGUGAUAUCGGUCUGCAGAAACAUGUCAGUAAACCCUCUUCUAAUCAAAUGAGUGUAAAUCAAAAUCAAAAUCAAAAUUUCACUCUUGGUGGUUCUUUAACGAAACUCAAUCUUUCAGUGGACUCACUACAGCAUCACACUGUUUACGAUCCAGAUGUAUUUGAUCAUUCUUCAGUGCCAAGUACACCUUCAGCUUUAGAGGUUCCUGUUAUCGAAAGCAUGAGUUCACAUUUGAGAAAUGAGGGUGAAGAAAAUCGUGAAUAA
Schistosoma margrebowiei is the source of this 4224-nucleotide messenger RNA. The record is from the annotation of a GenBank genome assembly. NCBI's taxonomy places the organism in Eukaryota, Metazoa, Platyhelminthes, Trematoda, Strigeidida, Schistosomatidae.